AUGGAAGCAAAACUCACAACCUCAUAUGGCAACAUUCCUUUCAUUCCUCUCCAUGUUAUUGAAGAAAUUUUGCUCAGAUUAGACGUCCAAAUCCUGUUUCAGUGUGCUUUUAUUUGCCGAGAUUGGAAUGCCCUGAUUACUAGUUCUGAUUUCAUAUCCCACAGCUCAAAACGAACUUUUGAUUCCAGAAACCAAAUCCUUCUUAUUAGAGAGAGCGCAGAAACUCGUGGAAGUUCAUCUCUUAGCCUAUCAAGUCGGCUAUCAUGUUGCCAACCAACCUAUUCACUGCAUUGGGAUAAUGAUCAGUUCGAUUUGCUUCGCACAAUAAAAAAUCCUCCUGUCGAUGAUUUUAAAGGCACACGAUUGAUAGGAGUAAGCAAUGGGUUAGUAUGUCUUGCCACUAAAAAACCUCCAAAAUUUAUUCUUUGGAACCCAACUGUUCGAAAAUAUGUAUGGUUUCCCUUCAUGAUGACUUGGGAUGAAGCAAUAUUGUCGGCUGAAGGCUUUGGUUUUGAUUGUAGCAGCAAUGAUUUUAAGAUUGUAAGUCUUCUUUAUCGCCGAACUGAUCCGUUUAGGUUUAUCAUUGAAGUUGACUCAGCUUGGAUUUUUUCAUACGUCUCAUGGUCAUGGAAACGUCUCACUAUCCCUUCUUCUUGGUUCGCUUAUCGUGCUGAACCCCCCGUAUUCUUUAAUGGUGUGCUUUAUUGGCGUGCUUAUCAUGAAGAAGAAGGAAGCGAUGAUUAUGACUUUAUACUUACAUUUAAUCUGACACAUGAAGUGUUUGGACGAAUAUUAUUUCCUAGUGAUGCACGUCUCAUGGGUAAGAUUUCUGUUGUAACAACAGGGGACUCGCUUCUCUUGAUACAAGAGACAUACGAGUGGCAUUUUGAUGAAUCUGAUGAAGAAACGGAUGAAGAUGAGCAGGUAUCUAACCAAUUUACCAUUUGGAUUACUAAAGGAAUUGACAACCAUGAGUCAUGGAUGAACAUCUUCUCAAUCACGUCAGAGAUGGAUCCUGAUCACAUAUUAGGCGCGAGAAAGAACGGUGACCUCAUACUAUACAUGGAUGGUGGGCAGAUUCUGAGGUUCAAUCCAACAACUCCAACCAAUCUCUUGGUGGGGGCUAUAGAAAAGAGUGUUUCCUUCCGUUAUCACAAUGAAAGCUUGUAUUUACUUGAGAAAGGGGAAGGUGUUCAUUCCUAUUAA
Neltuma alba is the source of this 1206-nucleotide messenger RNA. RefSeq names its product F-box/kelch-repeat protein At3g23880-like. Lineage: Eukaryota; Viridiplantae; Streptophyta; Magnoliopsida; Fabales; Fabaceae. The coding region runs from base 1 to 1206 and encodes 401 amino acids. The transcript has a single exon. The record is from RefSeq and is a predicted model, not a curated record. Gene Ontology annotation, molecular function: protein binding.